Erinaceus europaeus (western European hedgehog) is the source of this 2091-nucleotide messenger RNA. RefSeq names its product glutathione S-transferase theta 2B (gene GSTT2B). The record is from RefSeq and is a predicted model, not a curated record. Gene Ontology annotation, biological process: glutathione metabolic process. NCBI's taxonomy places the organism in Eukaryota, Metazoa, Chordata, Mammalia, Eulipotyphla, Erinaceidae. The transcript has 5 exons. Gene Ontology annotation, cellular component: cytoplasm. Gene Ontology annotation, molecular function: glutathione transferase activity. Bases 53 to 787 code for a protein of 244 amino acids.
AUCUGCGCCACUGCUGAGGUUCCAGACCGCCCACCCAGCUGUCCCCAUCGCUAUGGGCCUGGAGCUCUACCUGGACUUGCUGUCCCAGCCCUGCCGUGCCGUCUACAUCUUCGCCAAGAAGAACCGCAUCCCAUUUGAGCUGCGCAUUUUGGAGCUGCUCAAAGGACAGCAUAUCAGCAAGGAGUUCUCCCAAAUUAACAGCCUCCAGAAGCUGCCGACUCUCAAAGAUGGUGACUUUAUCCUGACGGAAAGUGUGGCUAUCCUGAUUUACCUGAGCUCUAAGUACCAGACAGAGGCUCACUGGUACCCAUCUGAGCUGCAUGUCCGAAGUCGCAUCCAUGAGUACCUGGGCUGGCAUGCUGACUGCAUCCGUAGCAUCUUUGGUGCACCCCUGUGGAUUCGGGUACUGGUGCCGCUCAUCGGGGCCCAGGUGCCUGAGGAGAAGGUGGAGCGCAACAAGGCUGCCAUCAACGGGGCUCUGCAGAAGCUGGAAGACAAGUUCCUGGGGUGCAGAGCUUUCCUGGCCAGUCAGGAGGUGACACUGGCUGACCUCAUGGCGCUGGAGGAAUUGAUACAGCUCUUUGCUGUUGGUUAUGACCUGUUUGAAGGACGACCUCGAUUGGCAGCAUGGCGUAAGCGAGUGGAAACUUUCCUGGGGGCUGAGUUGUGCCAGGAGGCUCAUGGUCCCAUCUUGAACAUCCUGGAACAGGCAGCCAACAAGACCCUCCCAGUACCUCCGCCAGAAGUCCAUCCAACAAUGCUGAACCGAAUUUCCAGGAUCCCCUGAGGCAGUGGGAUCUGGGUCACAUGGUUGGAGGCUAAGAGAUUAGCAAUAAAGAUUCAUUCUGUGUCUUGGUCCUUUUCAUCUUUUCCAUCUUGUCUCUGAAUCAGUUAGAAAAGUUUCACUAGCUGGACAUCCAGUGUCCUUUUGUUCCGGUGCAGUAGAGAAAAUUAAAGCGAGACUGGGCUUCUGUUUGAAAGCACAGCAGGUAAAAACCUACACUUCCUAGAGAGCAGAGAGCACAAUACUCCUGCUUUUCUCCCCAGAUCCUGGUCUUGGGAAGGUGCCUUCAUUCACCAGGACAGUGGUGUAGUGCUGUGACCACCAACAGGAGUUUGGGACUAUUAGCAUACAAAUGACGUCACCCUGAGGAGGUGCUUCAGAGAAGGGACUUUGAGCACGUUGCUCUCUUUUGGGCUGCUGCUGCUUCUCCUGGUCAGAUGCAUGUCAGCAGAGGUGCGCCAUGGCUACUUACCCUGGGAACUGAACACAUGUGACUCUGAUAGCUGGUAAACUUGUAGACCCCUCUACAGCCAUGAGCAAUAUUUACCAGAGCUGAUAGUUGUUUAUCUUAUGGGACUAAACUUUUGAUAACUAUACUCAGACUUUAUGGGCCUAGCGUACUCUUAACCCUUGAUAAUAAGUGCUUAUUUUGCCUUUUACCUGUUUCACCCUAAUAAACCUUUUAUUGUUUAAACCAAUUCCCAGCUCCCCACUGUGAAUCCUUUCACACUGUAGCAGCCCCACCAAAAAUCCCUUUUAAAGUUAAAUGACAACAGUGUGGAGAGCCAGGAGCCCAGGUAGAAGAUGGAUAGAAGAAAAAGGUCUUAGUAAAGAAGAAAAGUAAGUUACUAAUAUCUGUUGUCUCCCACUCCCAGUGCUGUUUAUGUUCCUACCUCAGUUCUGAGGUUAGUCAGGAAAUGUAAAGUGGAAAAGGGCCAAGUUAGAGACAGAAUGAAGGAGAAGAGAGAGAGAGAGAGAGAGGCAGACAUUAGUCUGACAUGUGCUGCCGGGGAUUGAAUUGAAUUUGGGCUCUUAUGCUUGAGAGAGUCCAGUGCUUUAUCCACUGUGCCACCUCCCAGACCACCAGAGUAACUAUCUUAUUGAUGUGAUUUAAAAGAAUAUUUGAUCAGGACUGGGGAAAUAGCAGAAUGGUUAUGCCAAAGAUUUUAUGUCUGAGGAUCUGAGGUCCCAGGUUUGAUCUCCAACACAACCAUAAACCAGAGCCUAAAAGUGCUCUGGUCUCUCUUCCUCUGUAUCUUUCUCCCUGUGUCUCUCAUUAAAAUAAAUACUACAUAUAUAUGUCUAUA